GAAAAGUCAUUCACAACAGUGAGUGCGAAGAGCAGACAUCUGGACAGCAGAGGACUUUUUUUUUUUAUUAUUUCCAAAAUCCACCUUGGGGAAUUGUCGCUCUGUAACUCUGACAAAGUUUUUUGGUUUUUUUUAACUUUUGCAUUCGUAUCUGGUGAAAGAAUGGACAAAAUGUCAGAAGAGGUGAAGCCAGAGAGUUUGUCGUUGUGUCCUCUGGGCACAGCUGCUGCCCCAGAGCCAGAGCUGCUGUGUAUCUUUGGGACGGGGGACUUAGGACGCUCUCUGGGUCUGCGUCUGCUGCAGGCUGGCUACAGGGUGGUGUACGGCAGCCGCAGACCACACAGCUGUGGCCCAUUGCCUCAGGGAGCUCAGGUGAUGAGCCAUGUGGCAGCAGCCCAGUCUGCCCCUCUGGUCUUAAUGUGCAUCCAGAGAGAUCACUACGAUUUCCUGGAGACACUUGCACCUCAACUCAAGGGGAAGGUGUUGGUGGACGUCAGCAACAACAUCAAGAAGAAUAUGUACCCAGAAGCCAAUGCUGAGUAUCUACAAAGGCUGAUCCCUGCAGCUAAAGUGGUGAAAGCUUUUAACACUUUGUCUGCCUGGGCUUUGCAGAAUGGACCGUCGGAUGCCAACAGACAGGUGUUCCUGUGUGGAGACAGUAAAGAAGCAAAGCAGGCCGUUGCAGACAUGGCCACCAAACUGGGCUUUACUGUUCUGGAUAGAGGGUCUUUGUCUGUAGCCAGGGAACUUGAGGACUUCCCCCUGCAGCUUUUCCCAGAGUGGAGGCUGCCUCUACGUGUGGCCGUUGGCCUCACUGCCUUCUUCUUCUUCUAUGUGGUCCUUAGAGAUGUCAUUUAUGCAUAUGUUGUCCAGGGGAAAGACAUCUCCUUCAGGAUCAUGGUGUCUCUGGCAAACAAGGUGUUUCCCAUUGUGUCGCUCAUUAUGCUGGCACUGUGUUACCUACCUGGUGUCGUAGCUGCCUUCUUUCAGCUCUACAGAGGAACCAAAUACAAGCGUUUUCCCAACUGGCUGGAUCGCUGGAUGCUCUGCAGGAAACAGCUGGGACUGCUGGCACUUGGAUUUGCUUUUCUUCACGUGAUGUACACUCUCAUCAUCCCCAUCAGAUAUUAUGUGAGAUACAGGAUUGCUGCCAGAACCAUCUCAGAUAUCAGGGAGAACCGGACGAGCGAGUUCGACAGUACGUCAGCAUGGAGAACUGACUCCUACUACUCUGUGGGGAUUCUGGGCUUUGCUACGUAUCUCCUGCUGGGAAUAACGUCUCUGCCCUCUGUCAGCAAUGCUCUCAGCUGGAGGGAGUUUAACUUCAUACAGUCCAAGCUGGGCUACCUUACAUUGCUCCUCUGCACGCUUCACACCUACCUGUAUGGCUGGAACAGGUUCCUUUAUCCCUCUUCCUAUAAAUGGUACACUCCUUCUGCCUACCAGCUCUGUCUGGUGUUGCCCUCUGCAGUGUUGGUGCUCAAGCUGUUGCUGCUGCUGCCCUGGGUGGACCGCAGCCUUACCCGCAUUCGACAGGGCUGGGAGAGGAAGACUGAUCCAGAAGAAGCUAGCACGGGAUUGUUGUUGACAUAAGGUUAUUAGAAUUACAGUCAGUAAAAAGAAAAAUCAUCAAGUCAGAAUGGACUAUUUUAUUUGGACAUCAGUAUUUUUUCUAAUUCUUCAGGAAUAGAAGCAGAAGAAGAGGCUUCAUUUCCAUUUCCAUUGUAAACCAAUUUUUUUUUCUUGGAAUGAAAAUUCAGCAAUAACAAAAAUUACAAUUGGCUUAUUACACUCAAUCUCAUUUCACUCUUUGCCCCUACCACUUAGCCCUACCCCUCUGUUUUGGGCGUCCUUAUACAUGAGAUAGAGGGGGAUCGCAGAUGUACACUUCAAUUUGAAGGCUAUGAGAAUCGCCCCAAUUUAACUGAAUCCAGGGGAACUAGUAUUGGUGCUGUAAAGCCAACGUUGGUUGUGUAGAUAUGCUGAAUACAAUUAAACUGGUUUGAUAUUAAAGAAACUUGCAUUCAGGCAUUGGUGACAUUUGCUUCACCAAUGAUGUUUCCAAUUUGCUUCAGACAAGCUCAUAAUAAUUUGCAUAGUCCACAAUACUCAUCGCAAUAUAGCAACAUCUGAUAAUGGUUUUUCAUUUUCAUCACUUUUUAAGAUUGCAUGUUGAAUUGCUGGCUGCGUAAAUAAAGACUGGUCAUGUUCUUGAAGGGACAGUGCCAAUCCCAGCUCAUUGUUUUGAAUGUGACGACAGGGACAUCAACUGUUCUUAUCUCUAUCUUAUCUGCCACCCAGAUAAGAGAGAUGGCUAAGAGGAAAGAAAUUGAGCUUGUAACUGGAGGGUCACUGGUUAAAUCGGAGGAUGGCAGACAAAUGCGCCCAACUUUUGUGUGUGUUCACUACUGCUGUGUAAUAAGGAUGGGUUUAAUGCAGAGGUCAAAUUAACUCUCAAUAUUUGAUGUGUGUACAAAACUAACUAAUUCUUAUCUCUUUUUUUACUCCUGAGAAGACUGCCUCUCUUUAUGGACUCAUGUUGAAAUGAUUGUAUUUUAUAAUCAUAGCGUGUACAGUGGCAUGUGCCAUGUUCAAUUUAAGAAGCUGCCCUUUUUCUUCUUAAAGUCACAUAACAGCAACUGUGACAGACUCCUUUAACAUCAGCAGCAAGUGUUUGACUUUGUCAGAUUUUUGAGUUUCUCAACAGUGUUAAACUGCAGUGCAUGGCAGCUUUUGUUUAUAUGAUCUCUCUCUCUUUUGUAAAUGGUGUUUUAUUUUAAUUGUUUGUCACUACAUUAAAUGCUCUUCAAAUAAACUUCCUUGUAACCGA
This is a messenger RNA of Solea senegalensis (Senegalese sole), 2830 nucleotides long. RefSeq names its product STEAP family member 4 (gene steap4). The record is from RefSeq and is a predicted model, not a curated record. The transcript has 10 exons. Gene Ontology annotation, molecular function: ferric-chelate reductase (NADPH) activity; cupric reductase (NADH) activity. Gene Ontology annotation, cellular component: endosome; plasma membrane. NCBI's taxonomy places the organism in Eukaryota, Metazoa, Chordata, Actinopteri, Pleuronectiformes, Soleidae. Bases 163 to 1593 code for a protein of 476 amino acids. Gene Ontology annotation, biological process: copper ion import.